CCGUCAAGUUCCAUGUUAGCAUGGUCAAAUUGAUGAACUUCUUCAACGUAAAAACUUUUACAAAUAAACUAUUUUAGACACUUUUAACCUUUUGCAUUUUUGAGCAGCUUGGUCCGAGAUGGUUUGUUUUGUUCAUUUUUUCACCGGUUAGAGCGUUUCGUUAUUUUUACGGUCAGUAUGCGCGUUUGCAGACAGGGAGUGGCAAAAUAUAAAUAAUUGUUUUUUUGCCGUAACUCCUCGGAACUACUUUUAUACAGCAACAAGGUCCUUGUCUUAAUGACGGAUGUAAUGGACCAUUCGCCGUCGAUAAUCACGCAAGUAAUCAGAGACGAGGAGGAAAAUGCGACUUGUCGUCAGGACGGUGCCAAUGAAGUUUCCCCCUCAAAGAAGCCUCGCAGCAGAGGCCUUCUCCACAGUCUCUUCUGUUGUCUAUGUAACAAAGAAUCAGAGCCCCUUCCGCUAAAAAACAAUGCCCCCCUCCUGGUAGAAGAAAAUGGAACUCUGUCAAAAGUUCCAGCAAAACCGCUGCUUCCACGGAUGAAAUCCAAUGACGCAGGGAAGAUCUGUGUGGUCAUUGAUUUGGAUGAAACACUAGUCCAUAGUUCAUUUAAGCCAGUGAACAAUGCUGAUUUUAUCAUUCCAGUGGAAAUUGAUGGAACAGUUCAUCAGGUGUACGUGUUAAAGAGACCGCAUGUUGACGAAUUCCUCAAGAGGAUGGGAGAAUUGUUCGAGUGCGUUUUGUUCACCGCAAGCUUAUCAAAGUACGCAGAUCCUGUGUCUGACCUGUUGGACAAAUGGGGGGCCUUCCGGAGCCGUCUCUUCCGAGAGUCGUGUGUCUUCCACAAAGGGAAUUACGUAAAAGACCUGAGCCGUUUAGGAAGAGACCUCAACAAGGUCAUCAUCAUUGAUAACUCCCCAGCCUCCUACAUCUUCCAUCCCGACAACGCAGUUCCUGUAGCGUCCUGGUUUGACGACAUGUCAGACACCGAGCUCCUCGACCUUAUCCCCUUCUUUGAGAGACUAAGCAAAGUGGAUGACAUCUAUGAUGUUCUCCAGCAGCAGAGGACUUCAAGUUAACAGAGGCAGGAUAUUAGGAUGAAAAUAAUCACCAGCAGCUGUUGUCACGGGGCCACGGAGGCUGGUGGGCCACAGGCUCCACGCUGCUUCCAACUACAAGGACCACACUGCAAAAAAUGCCUCUCAUUUAAUCUCGUAUUCACACGGUAUAUUGCAAAACAAAACAAAAAAAGUGAAAAGCAAUUUUCAGCAGGGUUUGGUACCAGUGAGAGAUUUUUUUCUCCUUUUUUAAAAAAACUAGAUAAAGCCUGAAUAUGAGAUUCAAUGACUGCAGUAGUUAUCUUUUGCAGUGCAGCUAGUGUGUCGCUGUUGUCGUUACGUUGACAGCAGUGACCUAGUAUGUAAGUAUGCUGUAAACCUAGAUUGUGUUAACAGUUGGUCAGUGCCAUUCUACAAAUGAGCCACGUCAGUCAUUUUCAUUUCAGCACAAGACUGUUCCUCAAGCCCCCGUAACUUACUUUUUUUUUGCUUAAAAUGGCUGAAUGUGUAUGUAGUAAAUAUGAAAGCCCAUGUCCAUUACAUGUGAUGAUAAAAAAGAUCCUGCUAUUCAUUAUGAUAAGAAACUUUAUUAAGAAAACUGACUUAGUAUUUCAGACCAAUGACCUAUCACAAAAUAUUGAUGGACUUUUUGCAAAAAGAAGAAAAAAAGAAAAGUAAACAUUUCGAAAUAAUGACUUGUAUCUUAGCUACCAAGGUACUUCAAUUAUUUUGAGAAAAUUUCUUAUCUCUUUGAGAUUGUCAUUAUUUUGAGAAAUAGCAUGAUGUUAUUGCGUUGUCACAUUCUCGUGAAGGCAAUAUCUUGAGAACACCUUGAGGGAAAUUUUUCACAUUAGAUACAAACCUUCACUUGGACUCAAGGAUGGAUUGAUUAGAUUUUGGUGGUCACAGGUCAAAGGUAAAGGACACUGUGACCUUGCAUCUAUCUCAUUCUUGUAAAUAUGUUAUCUCAUGAACGCUUCAAUGGAAUUUCUUCAAAUUUGGCACAAACGUCCACUUGGACUCAACAAUGAACAAUAACAAUAUAUUUUUUGGCCAUAGAUCAAGAAUUUAUACCCUGAUUAUGACAAAAAUCCACACAAAUGUCCAAUAGGAUUAAAUUAAGUUAUGGCAUUUUAUAUCCCAAUUUACUGUCAGAUCUGCUUGACUGGACCAUGGAGGUAAACAAAGUCUUUCUCAUCAUAAUGGCUCACAUGAUCUUUUUUUUCCCCAUCACAUUGGUGGAAGUGGGCUUCCAUAAUUAAAAGACAAUCACUAAACUUAGAUAAUUUUCUUGUAAUUAUGUCUUUAACAUUUCACUACAAAAGACAUGGACUGUGCACUCGCUAUGUCUUCGGAAAGCUUUGAACAAAUAAUUUUUGUUGGAGGAAUUUGGCUCCAAAAUGCACCGUACACUUAAGCUUUUGCAUUUAGGCAGAAAAAAAAUGGAACAGUAGUUGUGGGAAAAUGUAUCCUGAAAUCCAUUGCCAUUGAUUGAAAUCCUUAUUCACUACAUUACGGAUGACUGAUAAGGUUGAAUCACUAAAUUCUAAUGUUACUGGAAUCUAAUUGGUAAUGUGUAGUAACCCUUUUAUACCCUUUGUUUUAUGCCCAGUCUUGUCAGAAAACACCUGCAUCCUGGUGUACCUCAUACAUCUAUACCAGCAACUCUGGUAGACAUAUAAAAUGUGGAUCAGGGUUAAAAAAACAGAUUGACUGCUCAGUGAUCGGACCUUCCACACACAAUAAUUUACUGCAGAAAUGGUGAGAUUAUUUUUGUAUAUACAGUAUAACAGGAUUUUAAGCAAUCAUUUUAAUUUGGUUUUUAAUGUUAUUUUACCUAAUGUUAUUUUAUCUUUAGAGUUUUUUAGUUGAGUGGGCGACCUCAGCGCGUGGCCCAUCAAUCAUGCAAUACUGUUCAUGUGUGCAGGAGGGGGCUUAUCCCUGCCAUGGCGACUUCAAUAAGUUUGAUGUUUGAUUUGAAAGCACACUUUGAUCGGUAAACUUGAAUCCAAACUUUGAUUUUUGUGUAAGACAUUAAUGGAGUCAACUGUACUGCCGCAUCGAGCUGUAAAUACAGUUUUAAUUGGGGAAACUGGCGUCUGACAUGAUUGAGCCCCGAUUCACUUUAACUCAGUCUGAAGCGAGUGUGUAUAUUUGUAUGUGUGCGUGUGGGUUUCAGUGUGAUUGCGUCGGUGUGUACAUUGGUUUCAGAUUUUUGAAAAAACGAAGAUGCUUUGACAAUAUGUGAAAAACUAUAACCUGUCUUUAAAUAAUGAUUUAACUUUUUUUUACUGUAAGCAACGAGAGUAUUAACAUUGUGACACAAGUUUAAAAAAAAAAACAAAACAAGUUGAGUUCUUAAAUUGCUGCUGACAAUUGUUAAAGAUUGGAAAACGACUAGAGAUAUUUUUACCUUGCGUCAAUAAAGCAUGUUUUAUUGAAACAGGUCAUAUUUCACUACAGUACUUUUUUCACAUAGCUAACGCUCAACACAACAUGGCAGAGGUGGAAACAAGUCAAAUGGAAAAAUGGAAUAUGGAAACAGAUUUCAUAUGAAAACAACUAUCAUUCUCUGUUAAAGUUCAAACACAACACCCGCUCAGCAACAAAACUAGCAUGCCCUGAUUAUCAAUCAAGGUAAUCAAGUAAUUUCUUAACCUAUUUCUUUCCUAAAUUACCUGAUUUUUGGCCCAAUGUAUUUACAUUACAAGCCCUUUGCUGCAAGACAGAACUCUCCUCAUUCAAACUUCUCAUCAAAACUUAAAAAAUGAUUUCUAUACAACAGACAAAUGAUGAAAAGAGAUGUUAAUUGUUGCUUGGAUGAUCUUUUCUAAUAUCUGAAUUUGAUAUGGAUAGAUGGCUGUAAUCAACUGGAAACUAAUGUUGUGUUUCCUGUGUGGUAAUACUGAGAACUAAGACUAAAAGUCACUGUCACAACAGCCACACAAAAACAUGCUGUCAAACAUGGGAAAAUUACACAGAGUGCAUAUUAGAUUAUAUUGCAUAAUAACCGGCACAACAUGUAGUCUGUAAAUCAGCCAUGGUUAAAGAUGCUGUAUGUGUCAAAGCAGCCAACUGAAGUAGUGGAAAGGACCAAAAUUGCAUCUGUAGCAAAAAGUCAUUUUUUAAACCUGGUGUGAUGUCACUUUUCUUGUGGUGCUUUCAGAUGCCUUUUACAAGGAUUU
This is a messenger RNA of Plectropomus leopardus (leopard coralgrouper), 4241 nucleotides long. Its product is annotated as carboxy-terminal domain RNA polymerase II polypeptide A small phosphatase 1-like. Gene Ontology annotation, molecular function: RNA polymerase II CTD heptapeptide repeat phosphatase activity. The record is from RefSeq and is a predicted model, not a curated record. Lineage: Eukaryota; Metazoa; Chordata; Actinopteri; Perciformes; Serranidae.